AGGGAGAACAAAAAGAGCUUUACCCACUGUCUCCUGCCUAUUCUCAAGUUCUUCCGCUGCUUGAGCUGUUUGCCCUGGGCUUGGCUUUCCUGUGACCUCCCUGCACCAGGUAGAAACUGAAGACCAGCUACUGCAGACAAGUACCUCCCCACCUUAGGGCUGUCCUACCCCGAUUGGCUCCCAUUUCACAUUCUGCCUGUGUGGGCAAUUAUGAGCAAAGACAGAACGGUAGACAAUUGACAUCUAGAAACCACAAGGUCUUGUAAAAGAUCAGGUCUAUAUACCACCGAAGACACAACAAUGGCUUUAUCUCUGGAAGAAUUUGUCUACUCCCUUGACCUGAGGACCCUCCCCAGGGUCCUAGAAAUCCAGUCAGGCAUCUACUUUGAAGGGUCUGUUUAUGAGAUGUUUGGCAAUGAAUGCUGUCUGUCAACAGGAGAAGUGAUUAAAAUCACCGGUCUCAAAAUUAAGAAGAUGAUGGCUGAAAUUUGUGAGGGCGCUAUUGGAGGUUGUGAGUCUCAGAAGCCUUUUGAGCUGCCCAUGAAUUUUCCAGAUGUUCUACAUGAACAAAUGUGCUAUCUGUGAACAAAGAAACUUUUGUUUGAGCCUACUACUAUUGGUGACCAGUGCGAUUUUGAAAAUAAGACGAAAGAAGUUGUGUGUGCCUUUACUACCAUCUAAUUAGCAAGCUCUCCUUGUGUUCUAACUUGCUGAGGUCUCUUUAAGGUCAUGGCUGAUAAAACUCCAUACCUGUCAAUUGAAGAAAUCACAAGAACCGUUAAUAUUGGACCCAGCAGACUAGGUCAUCCUUGCUUUUAUCACCUGAAGGAUAUAAAACUAGAGAAUCUCAUUAUUAAGCAGGGUGAGCCAAUCCGGUUCAACUCAGUUGAAGAGAUUAAUGGAGAAACGCUGGUGAAUUGUGGUGUGGUAAGGAAUCAUCAGAGCCACUCAUUUACUUUGCCAUUGUCACAAGAAGGAGAAUUUUAUGAGUGUGAGGAUGAACAUAUCUAUACCCUAAAAGAAAUUGUUGAAUGGAAGAUUCCCAAGAACAGAACACGGACAGUGAAACUUACAGAUUUCUCGAAUAAGUGGGACUCAACCAAUCCAUUCCCAGAAGACUUUUAUGGUACACUGAUUCUCAAACCUGUUUAUGAAAUCCAAGGUGUGCUGAAAUUUCAAAAGGACAUAGUCCGGAUUCUCCCAAGUUUAGACGUUGAAGUCAAAGAUAUUACUGAUUCUUAUGAUGCUAACUGGUUUCUUCAGUUGCUGUCUACGGACGACCUUUUUGAAAUGACCAGCAAAGAGUUUCCUGUAGUAGCUGAAGUUGUCGAAAUAUCUCAAGGGAACCACCUGCCCCAAAGUAUUUUGCAGCGAGAGAAAACCAUUGUCAUCCACAAAAAGUACCAGGCUUCGAGGAUCUUAGCUUCAGAAAUUCGCAGCAAUUUCCCUAAAAGACACUUCUUGAUCCCUAUUAGCUACAAAGGCAAGUUCAAAAGAAGACCACGGGAGUUCCCCACGGCCUAUGACCUGCAGAUAGCUAAGAGCAGGAAAGAAACUCUCCACGUGGUGGCCACCAAAGCUUUCCAUACACUUCACAAGGAGCUGUCCCCUGUGUCUGUUGGAGACCAGUUUCUAGUGCAUCAUUCAGAGACCACAGAAGUUGUCUUUGAGGGGACAAGAAAAGUAAACGUUCUGACCUGUGAAAAAGUCCUCAAUAAGACCCGUGAAGAUGCACAGCUUCCUCUAUACAUGGAAGGAGGUUUUGUAGAGGUGAUUCAUGAUAAGAAACAGUAUCAGAUUUCCGAGCUCUGUACCCAGUUUUGCUGGCCCUUCAAUGUGAAGGUGGCUGUGAGAGAUCUCUCCAUUAAAGAUGACAUUUUGGCAGCUACCCCAGGACUUCAGUUAGAGGAGGACAUCACAGAUUCUUAUCUACUUAUCAGUGACUUUGCAAAUCCUGAGGAAUGUUGGGAAAUUCCCAUGAGCCGCUUGAAUAUGACUGUUCGACUAGUUAAUGGUAGCAGUUUGCCUGCAGAUGCAGGGCUACUUCAAGUCAGGAGUUUUGUAGAAGAGAUUACAGAAGAACAGUAUUACAUGAUGAGGAGGUACGAAAGUUCUCUAUCACAUCCCCCACCUCGCCCUCCCAAACAUCCCUCAGCUGAGGAAAUGAAGCUCACCUUGCUCAGCUUAGCAGAAGAGAGAACAAUAAAUCUGCCCAAGUCUCUCAAGAACUCUUCAAAACUGAAAAACAUCAAAAAUAACAAGACGUGAUGGAAGCCACUUGGGCAGUAAACAUAAAUGUUGCAAUGAAGAAGAAAGUCUAGCCUUCCAGCUGAAAAACAGCAAUUCCCCAAUGGACUCUGGCAGAAUCUGGACUGGCCACUGCAAAGACAAAAACAAGCUUAAAUGUUUUAUCAUAUAGAGCUCAAAGAGAGAACCAUGAUAUGGAAUUUAAAUUGUCUAUUUGGUUUCUUAAAACCCACAAGUGUGGUUUUCUUGUUGUUUAAGACAUAUUUAUUUAAUAUGCAUUUUUAUGUAGCUUGUUUUUGCUAUCAACAAUUGGCAAUUAGAAAUAAUUUUGUACUUCAAUUAUUCAGUAGAAUCCUAUUUUUGAAAGUCUAAACUCUCACUGAAUGUUCACCUUUAUUUCCAAGCAGUUUUCUUUCCAUUUUUCCAGGUUCAUCAUCAUUUCUGCUAAACUCAAUAAGGAAAAUGAAUUACAUCUGACAGUGACUUAAAAUGGCCAAGUAUCUUCUCUGAUUCCUUGGGAACAGUGAAAAUAAGUUUGACUUCACAUUUUCAAUUUGUUUUAUAAUACAAUGUAAAUAAAUGUCAACUCCCAACAACUGGCACCAUUAUGAGUCACAGAACCUUCUCUAACCUCCUCCCUCCACUUCUAAAAGGGAGAGUUGCUGACCAAAGAAUCACCCAGGUUCUGAAAAUUUGCCUUGUACUUUAUAUACUAUAUUCUUGAUCUUGCUUCUAAUGAAUGCUUAUUAGGAUUGUAGUAAACCAUUUAGUUAACCAUAAUAUUUGAUGAGAAGAAAGACACAAUAUAAUUGUAAUGAGCCUUAUAAAUAUAGUUGACAGAAGCCAAAGAGAUUAUUAAUGAAUAAAUAACAGAAUAGUACUUAUAGCUAUAUGCCUGUAAAAAUUAAAGGCAAACAUAUUUUAUAAGUUUUCUUAUUAUGUGUUAAAUAUACAGAAAUAACAUUACUUUUGUCUUUCAUAACGUGAAGAGACUGAGAAUUUUUCAAGGUAGGUUACAUAGAGAAUAGUGGGAAACCUUAGGUUUUUUUCAUAAGUCAGACUUUUACAAAACUUUACUCUGAUCUCAUAAUUAAUUUAUAAGUUGGAAAAACGUAUUUGAUGAUUUAGUACUGAAGAGUCUUUAAAGAUAGCAACCUAUGAGAUUAUUUUCAUCAUAUAAUCACAGCUAGUGAUCUUUUAUAUAAUGUUUAUAUCCUGAUUUCUUAUCCUUUUCUCUUUAAAUAACAACUAAUCUUUAUUUUAAUGCUUUAAAAAUUGCUCAGUGACAUAACUGUUACCAUAUUAUAUGUCAAUAACAAAAUUUUAGGAGAUGUAUUAUGUGUAAUUAGUAAAAUACAAGGUGAUUGUUUUUGAUAAUUUUUUAGUUUAGUUUACACACAUUUGAUUAGUAAAUGAGAAAGUUGAUGUCUCUGCAUUUUGGUUUUUAGACACCAUAGAGAAUCAUGACCCAACCACAUAUCCUAAGAAAGCUAUAUUAUGGAUAAUCUGGGACCAGUACAAUUUUCAGCUAAGAGUGAGCACUGAAUAUUUUUAGUUUGGUAUAUGAGCACAGUUGAAUUUGGACUUUUUGUAAGCCCAUGUCUUUGACUAGAAAAUGAGAAAAUGAAUUCUCUUCCUUUAGUUGUGAAUCAUCAAAAACUUUCUACCAUAUAUCAUGUCUACCAUUUCUAUCUUAAUGAAAUUCCCCUUGCAUAAUCUGCUUCUAGUUGUCUUGGAAUCAAAAAUAUAAUAAACUUUAUGACCUGUCCAAGAUCUUGAGAAGUUGGAACAAAAAUUUUCAUUGUUCAUAUAUAUGCAUCUCUGGCCAUGGUUAACUAUGAAAUAAGUUACUUUCUAUAACAAUUUAGCAAAAACAUAUUAUUUAACUAGAACUGAAACCAGUUUUCACCAUUGAGGAAGAUGAUUUUUUUUUAAAGCCAGGAAGAAAAAGAGUGUCCCCUACAUUCCUACCCACUGUGGGUUUGCAAUCAUGGGCCCAGUCAUAGCAACAAAAUUUCUCGGCACAGUCAUGAUGCAUAAAGAGGUGUCAAUAUGACCAGUUACUAAAUCUACUAAUUAAAAAGCUGACUUCCCUAAUAUUGAAUCAUUGAAGAAGUUUGAAGGAUGCUAUCUUAGAUAGGGUUACUACUACUUUAAUGAAACACCAUGGCAAACUGCAACUUGGGGGAGGAAAGGCCUUAUUUCACUCACUGUUCCAUAUAUCAGUUCACCAUCAAAAGCAGUGAGGGCAGAAACCUGAAGGCAGGAGCUAGUGAAGAGACCACAGAGGCUUGCUGCUUACUGGUUUACUCCUUAUGGUUUGCCCAAGGAUGCCCCUCCCCCCCCACACACACACAAUGAGCUGGGACCUUCCUCAUGAAGAGGGCAAAGUAUCAGGAUAGACUCCCUCUUGCUCUCUAAACUCCAUUUUAAGUUGCUUGUCCUCAGAGUGACAUGGCCUUCACCCUUGGCAUCUAGAAAAGUGACCACAAAGUAUUAUCAGGAGUUGAAAAUAGACAUAAAACCUUUGGCUAGCUCAUAAUAACAAGAUAGAUUGGUCACAAUAACAGGAUGAUUUCAGAAAACCUGAGUCAUUCCCAGGUCAAGAGCCCCUUAGAUGUACACUCUCUCCUUGUGGUUUGAACAGAUGAUUUGCACCAAUCAGUUUAAAGGUCAAUAUUUCUUUACUCAUUUACCCAAUCAUGUAACACCAAGGCUUGAAAGCUCCUGCUUGCAAUUUUUUGCCUAUAUAAAUCCUAAACUCCUAGACCUUUCUUAAUCUGUUGCAUCAGGAAGGUUUGUGUUCCGAGUCCAAAUCUGAAUAAAGACUUUCAUGUGCUUACAUUG
Molecule: messenger RNA, 5094 nt
Organism: Mus musculus (house mouse)
Lineage: Eukaryota; Metazoa; Chordata; Mammalia; Rodentia; Muridae
Gene: Themis
Product: thymocyte selection associated
Exons: 6
Coding region: 730-2268 (512 amino acids)
Cellular component (GO): cytoplasm; nucleus
Source: RefSeq, marked reviewed